AUGUUUCAAGCACCCGAGGCUCCUCCGAUGGAAUCAAACAGCGCUCUUGCUAGAAGUAGAUCUCGAUACAAGGGAAAUCGCUUGGGGAAGCAAGCAGGAAGUACUCCCGGGGGCCUGGCGACGAGCUCUGUCGAUCGUACGGCUACGCUCAAAACCAGCGCAAGAUCUCGCCAUCACAAAAAUGUACUACCACGACCCACGUUCUCCGAUGUCCAGCAGUCCAUGCACCUGCCGGAAGAGUCCAAUCCGUUUGGGGACCCAGUCAACACGGAAAUUCCAUGGAGUCCCACUGCGACCCACUCUGGGGUGCGCAAUCAAUCGACUCAAGCGAUGAAAAGCAAGAUUGAUGACGGUCUCCAGGUGUUGAAGCUAGAUUCUCUAGCUCACCUGUCUAAUAUCCCUCCUGAGCGUCGUGAGCAAAAGAGUACAAAGAUUGCGCAUCGUAGGCGGAAGUCGGGGUCCACAGAUGCAAAAGAGGUGGCUGCACCUCUUCGAGUUGAUACAAAAAAUGUCACAGGCGACGAAGCCAACUCUCAAGACAAGCACUGGUUACGUAGAUCCCCCUUCAAACCCAGACUUAGUCCUCAUGAAGUCCAGCAUGUCAAGGCACAGGAAGGGGUAAAACCAAGUACCAAUCAAAGGGUACAUGGCCCCAUCAGCAAGCCAGCUUUUGACGCUCCCAUAUCUGCUAUUAAUGCUGGAGAGCGUAGAGUUGCUGUGGAGUAUUUGAAAAGCGUCGUAUCUGUUCCAGUCACUACCUCUACGACACCUGUCGACGUUAUUAAUAUUGCCGCGUCUGAGCUCCGACUUCGCAUGGAUGUCGAUACUACGCUUGUUCUGGAGUCAUUUAGACAGCUAGGCUUGGAGCGGCCAAUAAGGAAAUAUGAGCAUAUUCGCGAUGUCUUGAAUUCGUGGGAUAACGACGCACAAAAUGCCUUGCUCCUUAUACCAUCCACCGCUAAGAACGCAAGAGAUGAUCUUAAUUCGAAGCGGGUGCUGAAGCAACCACCCGUAGAGUCUUCUAUGCAACUCUACUAUUCUCAAAGACCGAGUCAUUGGGAUAAGCGAUUAGUUUCCCUCAGAGCCGAUGGUCAAAUCCUCACAUCAAACAAGGGUUCCUCAACGAACAUUUGCCAUCUCUCGGAUUUCGACAUUUACCUUCCAACCAAGAGACAAUUAUCGAAGAAGAUCAAACCUCCUAAGAAAUUUUGUUUUGCGAUCAAAAGCCAACAAAAGUCAGCAAUGUUCUUAAGCACAGAAAAUUUUGUUCACUUUUUCUCCACAAAAGACAAAGCCUCAGCAGACCAAUGGUAUUCAGCUGUUCAAGAAUGGCGAAGUUGGUAUCUUGUGAAUAUCCUAGGCGAAGGACAAGGAGUGCGAACUGAUGGCCAAGUGCCACACCACAGCAACCGACAACAAAAUUUUCAAGACCCAGUACUGCCAGAAGGCGUCGCAGACAGAUACUCUCACACUGCAAGGCGUGCAAGCACACAGCAACACAAGAUGCAGGGGUUUUCAGUGAGCUCUAAGCAGCCAGAAAAACCUCCUCGAGAAUAUUUCCCUACCAGGCGAGGCAUCGGUCAGCCUGACUUAUCGCAAGGGUUGUCCCGCAAUACGCCCUCGAAAGGCAUUGGCACCCGUCUCCGUGGUGAUUCUGUAAUGAACACUUCUGCUAAAGCCCCUCCCCCAAUAGAUCUAAUAGACUCUGAACCGUUUGCUUCGACGGGCCUGCUAGGUCGAUCGUAUACCGUGCGGAAGAAUGCUCAGCACGAGCGUGAAGCACGUGAUAGUUCAGGUCAAACUGUAACCCCCAGGUACAGUCGAGACAGCGGUAAUAAUUUGAAUCGUACGUUGUCUCGGAAGCCCAACGAGAGACCGCUGGUCGAUCUUACUCCCUCAAACUUCGAGCCACCUCAAUUUCGCAAAGGCCGGGGAAUGAUCCCCGACCAAAUACCAGCCGGUGGCUUGAUAGAGGCAGCGACUAGUCCAGAAAGAGCUAUAGAUAUUCCGCCAGCUAGCAGUCCCCAACGGUCAGGGACCUUACGGAGACCUCGCGAUAGUAGCCCUCCUCUGAAGACUUCCGCCAGGCAGCAACCGGAAUCAUCCACUUCGAACCCCUUCCCAAGCGGCCUCUUACGCAAUCAAACUGUCAGUCAGGAUGGUAUAGGUCAUGGACGCAGGGUGAAGACAAGCCAUAGGGAUACCAAAACCCCAAUGAUCGAUCUCGUUGCGCCGAGCCAGUAUGCGCCUGGUAGCUUGCCCUCCAGCAUGCAGUAA
Molecule: messenger RNA, 2277 nt
Organism: Bacidia gigantensis
Lineage: Eukaryota; Fungi; Ascomycota; Lecanoromycetes; Lecanorales; Ramalinaceae
Exons: 1
Coding region: 1-2277 (758 amino acids)
Source: RefSeq, a predicted model, not a curated record